Antrostomus carolinensis (chuck-will's-widow) is the source of this 2877-nucleotide messenger RNA. RefSeq names its product synaptonemal complex protein 2-like. Lineage: Eukaryota; Metazoa; Chordata; Aves; Caprimulgiformes; Caprimulgidae. The transcript has 32 exons. Gene Ontology annotation, cellular component: lateral element; condensed chromosome, centromeric region. The annotation marks the transcript as partial. Gene Ontology annotation, biological process: male meiotic nuclear division; mitotic G1 phase; female meiotic nuclear division. The record is from RefSeq and is a predicted model, not a curated record.
AUGGCAGCUAAGAAUGAGAUGCAGCUGGAAAAAUUAAUUGAUGAAGCUACACGAAAAAAAGAUUUCCAGUUAUUAGAACAAUAUCUAGCAACAGAAGACUGUGAAAAUGUCUCUCACAAAUGCAGCAAACAGUUUGUCAACAAAUUAGACAAGCUUCUGUGUCAGGAACUUGACAAACAAGAAGUCAAAAGCAUUUCCAUUUUACUGAAUUCUAUUCAGAAAUGUGGGGAAAAAAUCAGCAUAGCAGGAGAAGAUGGGCUCCCAGCAAUGAUAAAAUAUGGUCUUAUUGGAAAGAUGGUUAAUUGGUUUGAAAAGAUAAAAGGAAUUUUGAUCCUUGGAGGAAAUGAAAAGAAUGAAAUGCUUACAACUCUGGCUGAAGAUUUCUUCAGCACAUUGCUGGCUAUCUGUGAUAGCAGACCAGAAGGUAAAAUGCAAAUACUAGAAAACUUUGUUCUGAGAACCUGUACCCUCAUUGCUGAUAUAAGAAUCAGUAUUUAUGUUCCGCAGGAGGUAGUAAGAAAACUUAAUUUGAUGCUUGACAACAUGCCUCGAGAUGCCAGGAAAAAGAUCUUUUCUACAAAGGAAAUGUUGCUUGUCAUGAGUGACAUGGGGAAGAGAAUUUUGGAUGCUGGAGACUAUGACGUGCAGGUAGCCAUUACAGAAGCUUUAUGCAGAAUGAUGUCGGAGAAACAAAGAGGAGAACUGGCGUGCCAGUGGUUUUCCAUGGAGUUUGUGUCCAAUGCAUUUAAAGGAAUUAAAGAUUCUGAGUUUGAAACAGAUUGCAGAAAAUUUCUUAACCAAGUGAAUGGCAUGCUUGGAGACAAAAGAAGGGUUUUUACAUAUCCAUGUUUAUCAGCAGCUCUUGAUAAAUAUGAGCUCCAGAUACCAUUGGAUGAAAAUCUUGAAGAAUUCUGGAUUGAUUUCAAUGUUGGUAGCAGAAGUAUAUCUUUCUAUGUUGCAGCAGAUGAUGCAGGUCAGCAGUGGGAAACAGUCAUUAUACCAGAAGAGGAGGUAGACCAGUACAGCAUUGAAGAAAAAGAUUCAAAGAAACUAUUAACAAUAGAUCUGAAAAGCCCAAUGAAUGUGGGUAAUCAAGAAGGAGAGAAAUUUUUUUUAUAUUUUGAUUCUAUCUUGGAAAUCAAAGAUGUAAUCAGAAAGAUUUAUGGAUUUAGUAAAUGUAAGGGCUUUAGUAAGAAGCAGUCUGCAUCAGUUGCCAAAACAACUGUACAUGUAAUCUUUGAUGAAAGCGGAUCACAGGUUCUGGUACCAGAAAGUCAGUUGUCACCAUGUUUGGAAGACAAAUGUGAAGAGGAGAAACUCAGUAAGUACAAAACACAGCAACUUCCUGGAACUUUGAGGACUCUGAAUAAAAAUAACAAUAAUCAAGAAAAAGGCGGAGAUAGUUCCUCCAAGACAACUACAUCUUGUAAAAGGAAGGUGUCUGAAGCGUCUGUGCUUAUUCCUGGAACUACAAGAUUUUCCACAAGGAGUCCACUGCAAUUUGUUACUGCAUCCACUCCUUGUAAAGGACGAUUUAAAUUACCUUUGGAAAUGAUGAGCUCUGCUGAAAGGACUAACAAUAAUGCAGUAAAUGAGAGCAGAACAAAGAAUGUCUAUCAAGAACUGACUGGAAGUGGGCAAAGAGGUACAGUAGACAAUGAAUUUUGUGAAACAGAACAGAAGAUCAGGAAGACAAAUAUCAGAAAUGAGCGAAUGUGUGCUGAAGAAGUUUUAGAAGAAAUACAAGAAGCAGAAAUUAAAGCCACACAAAAGCAAACUUUAGAUGAAGCAUUAGAUAUUGUUCCUGAUUCUCAGCCAGCAGGGAGAAGGAAUGAACCUUUGCUGCCUGGUUUUUUGGAGACUUCUUUUGAUAAAACCAAAACAUGGAAAAAAAGAGCAUGCUCUGUUCCUGAGAAGAAUAUAACAACCGGUGACAAGCAAAAGCCAAAUCCAUCAUUGGUACAUAUGUUCCAUCCAGCUAGAGUGUCUGAAACAUCUUUGCAUUCUGAUUUUACAAAAGAGGAACCUGAUGUUCUCCUUAGAAAAGAGACUGCCAGUCCAAAGCAAUCAAAGACAAACACAAAGUAUAAAGAAAACACAGAUGCAACAAAAUCACUAAUUAGUAAAAUCAGUGACAGAUACAAAGUAAAGACUGAUGAGAAAAGCAAAGCAAGAGACUCCUUGGGUUUUAACAGGCCACAUUUAAAUAAAUCCUGCAUGUCUCAGGAAGCAGUUCAGGAUAGAAACCUGAAAACCACUACUUUUCUUAAUAUAACUGCUGGUCAUAUUAUGGAUGAUGUCUACAACUUUAACAUCAGUGGGUUUGAUGAGCCUACAAUAAAGCUUGGAGUCCAAGAAUUGCAUGUUACUGAACUGAGUGUUUAUACAGAUCCAAACAAAAAAGGGAAUGCGGAUGAUGGUAAAACUAGCGCUGAAGUAAAAGGAAGAAAAAAAACUAGAAACAAUCAAAACAAGAAACAUCUCUUUAGUGACACAGACACAGAAUACAGAGGUGAUGACAGCAAGACAGACAUUAGUUGGCUACAAGAAUCAAACAGAAAAUCUAAAGCCCAGUUAAUUGAUUACACUAGAAAUAAAAACUUGGGGAAAUCAAUAAGCACAGUCAAACCAGAUAAAUUCUCUGAACCUGAGUGCCAUGUGGAUAAACCUAAAGGCAAAAAAGCAAAUAAGAAAAAGAUAAACAAAUGUGAAAAACAGAAUUCAGGAACUAAUAAAAUGACAGAACAAAGCACCAGACAAAAACGACCUCGAAGAGCUGCAUUAGCAAAAAAUUACAAAGAGCCUUCCAGUUCAGAGUCAGAGUGUGAAAGGAAAUCUCCAGCACGUGCAUCUAAGGAGGAGAAAUCAAAAGUACAG